Molecule: messenger RNA, 1786 nt
Organism: Emiliania huxleyi CCMP1516
Lineage: Eukaryota; Haptophyta; Isochrysidales; Noelaerhabdaceae
Product: putative threonine synthase
Exons: 8
Coding region: 1-1581 (526 amino acids)
Biological process (GO): L-threonine biosynthetic process
Molecular function (GO): pyridoxal phosphate binding; threonine synthase activity
Source: RefSeq, a predicted model, not a curated record
AUGCUGCUGCGUGGCGUUGCACAGAGCGGGAGAAGAGGGCUGGUGGCGCGGCCUGUUCGGGUGUCCGCUCGCGGCCUCGCCGCCGCCGCCGCCGGCGGCCAGCGCAUCCUCUACCGCUCCACGCGUGGCGGCCAGUCGGACCUGACGUUCAGUGAGGCGGUGCUGCAGGGCCUCGGGACGGACAAGGGUCUGCUGGUGCCGCAGGCGAUCCCGCGGUUCGACGCGGCGACGCUCGAGUCGUGGCGCGGCCUGCCCUUCCACGCCCUCGCCGCCGAGGCGCUCACCGCGGCGAGCUACGGGGCGCAGUGGCGCGACGAGGCGGUGACACCGGUAACCACGCUGCCCGGCGGGAUGCGGCUGCUCGAGCUGCACCACGGCCCGACCUUCGCCUUUAAGGACGUCGCGCUGCAGUUUCUCGGAAACCUCUUCGAGCUGCUGCUGGCGAAGCGGGAGGCGGCGGGGCUGUCGCACACCCUGACGGUGGCGGGGGCGACGUCGGGCGACACGGGCUCGUCCGCCAUCCACGGCUUGCGCGGCAAGCGUGGCGUGGAGGCCUUCGCCUCUCCGCGAGGCGGCGUCGUCUUCAUGAUGUACCCAGAGGGGCGCACCUCGCCGACGCAGGAGCUGCAGAUGAUCUCCGUCCUCGACGCAAACAUCCACAACAUCGCCCUCGCGGGCACCUUCGACGACUGCCAAAACAUCGUCAAGGCUCUGCCGACGAGUCCGCGCGCCGUGGCUGCGCUCUUCAACGACCACGCCUUCCGGGACAGCGUCGGCCUGGCCGCGGUCAACUCGAUCAACUGGGCGCGGAUCCUCGCACAGACCGUCUACUACGUCCACGCCUACCACGAGGCGACCUCGCCCGGCGCUGCACUCGAGGGCACGCAGGUCUCGUACUCUGUGCCGACGGGCAACUUUGGGGACAUCCUCGCGGGCUGGUACGCAAAGCAGAUGGGGCUGCCCGUCCGCAAGCUCAUCGUCGCGACCAACGAGAACGACAUCCUCCACCGCUUCUUCCAGGCUGGCGACUACUCCCAGCUCGGCGACAUCCAAAUCUCGUCCAACUUCGAGCGCUUCCUCUUCCACGCGGGCGGCGACGACGCGCCCGCGCUCAAGUCGCUGAUGGACGGCCUGGAGGACACGAAGCGGCUUACGCCGCCCCCCUCGCUGCUCGCCGCCUGCCGGGAAGAGAUGGACUCGGAGCGCGUGGAUGACGCCGAGGUGCUCGCCACGAUCGCCGACGUGCACACCGCUUCGGCUGGCGAGCAUACCCUCGACCCGCACUCGGCCAUCGCCGUGGCGGGCGCUCGUCGCUACUUGCAGCGCGCGCCCGAGGAGGCUGGCGUGCCGAUGGUUGCCCUCGCCUGCGCCCAUUGGGCGAAGUUUGCGUCGGCGGUGGGCCGCGCCAUCGGGCCAGAGGAGGCGGCCAAGCUCGAGAUGCCCGAGCCGCUCGCGUCGCUGCACGGCAAGCCCACCCGCGUCGCGCCUCUGCCGAACGAUGUGUCGGCCGUGCGGCAGCACAUCCACGCCACACUCGCCCAGGCGCACGAGUCGUCGGACCAGGAGGCGGUCGGCGCUUGAGCCGCUCAUGGCGCCGCCGCCGCCGCCUUUGUGCAGGCCCCAGUGGCUCAUCCGCUCUCACGCUCCAAUCGAGCACGCGCAAAGCUAUGGCGCGCGGCUCGAGGUCGGUCCCAGUCCCUGUGUGCGGUCGCACCGCACCACGCGCACACCACGAUAUACGGCAUGUUCGACACUCACUAGGAACAAAAAACCGAUCAAUCGGUUC